Molecule: messenger RNA, 1134 nt
Organism: Aspergillus heteromorphus CBS 117.55
Lineage: Eukaryota; Fungi; Ascomycota; Eurotiomycetes; Eurotiales; Aspergillaceae
Product: fatty acid alpha-hydroxylase
Exons: 3
Coding region: 1-1134 (377 amino acids)
Biological process (GO): fatty acid metabolic process; lipid biosynthetic process
Cellular component (GO): endoplasmic reticulum; membrane
Molecular function (GO): iron ion binding; fatty acid 2-hydroxylase activity; heme binding
Source: RefSeq, a predicted model, not a curated record
AUGCCUGGACGAAUUCUCCCCAGUUUCACCCCGGCUGAGAUCGAGACUCAUAACAAUGCCAAAUCAUGCUAUGUGACCGUCGGCUCCAAGGUCUAUGACGUGACCGACUUCAUCGACGGCCAUCCCGGAGGCGACGACUUGGUCCUGGAAUAUGCGGGCCAGGAUGUGACGGAGAUCCUGCGCGACCCGGCGUCCCACACCCAUUCGGACUCGGCGUACGAAAUACUGGAGGAGUGUCAUAUUGGGUUCGUUGCCUCGGAGGCGAACGGGAAGGCUGUCAAUGGAGAUGCUCCUCAGACGACAGCGGUAGACGCAGACAGCGCUCCGGUGUUUGCUACGACCGGCAUGUCGCGCGAGGAAGAUCUCUCCGUCGACACCGACUACAACAAGGACUACCAGACGCAUAAGUUCUUGGACCUCAACAAGCCGCUCCUUCUCCAACUCUGGAACAGCGGAUUUACGAAGGAGUUUUACCUGGACCAGAUCCAUCGCCCACGCCACUAUAAAGGAGGCGAGUCCGCGCCCCUCUUCGGCAACUUCCUCGAACCGCUCAGCAAGACGGCAUGGUACGUCGUGCCCAUGAUCUGGCUGCCUCCCAUCACAUACGGAACGAUUCUUGGGUUCUCCGGUCUGGGAAAUGUCCCCGCUGCGGCUGCUUAUUGGGUCGGGGGUCUUUUCCUCUGGACCUUGAUCGAGUACCUGAUGCAUCGGUUUUUGUUCCACAUUGAUAAGUAUCUCCCUGACAACCGGGUCGGACUGACUCUCCACUUCUUGCUCCACGGCAUCCAUCACUAUCUGCCCAUGGACAAGUACCGGCUGGUCAUGCCCCCGACUCUAUUUGUCGUGCUGGCCGCCCCGUUCUGGAAACUGGCCCAUGCCGUGUUCUUCUACAACUGGUAUGCCGCUACGACGGUAUUCUGUGGCGGUGUCUUCGGCUAUGUCUGCUAUGACCUGACCCAUUACUUCCUCCACCACCGCAACCUGCCCGCCUACUACAAACAGCUCAAGAAGUACCAUCUCCAGCAUCACUUCGCGGACUUCGACAACGGAUUUGGUGUCACUAGCCGCUUCUGGGACCAGGUGUUUGGCACCGAGCUUGUGAUGCCCGUCCCCAAGGAACGCAAGUCCCAGUAA